Messenger RNA from Auanema sp. JU1783, 684 nucleotides. The record is from the annotation of a GenBank genome assembly. Lineage: Eukaryota; Metazoa; Nematoda; Chromadorea; Rhabditida; Rhabditidae.
AUGGCUUUGAUAGCUGAGCGAUUGAGAAUGCAACUGAACUACCUGAAGGGCGCCAGGCUAUCGGAAUCCAGCACUAUCAAAAUGCUGACGAUUUUGAAGGCGUUAGCUCAAUGCCACGUAGUCAUUGGAUUGAUUAUGCUCAUUCUAUCAGCUUUAGCUGAUUAUACAAGUGGUCGAAUGAACACAAUUCGCUUAUACGGCUUACAGGAAUGUUGUUCCUUCUACUUCUUAGUCACAGGAUUAAUCGGAUUAUGCGGAGCUGCUUCAUACAGACGUGGAUUGGUAAUUACAUUUUUGGUCAUGGCUAUUCAUGCAAUCAUCAUCUUCGUGCCAGCCGUUAUAAUAGUUUCGAGCUUUGAUAUCCAUUUCUAUCAGCAUGAGUGCUGGGGAGAAUGUGAUUGGCAUCUACUGGCAACAUCUUUACCAUCAAAUAGUCGUUGCCAGAUCAUGUGUGGUGAUCAUGUGGAUGACAACAUGAGAAUGACAAUGACACGAUUAGGCACUGACUAUAAGUUGGAUGCUGGCUUGAUCGCUGCAGCCAUUGUUGAACUAGGCUUAGCUAUUGGAACUACCGUUAUUGCUUCCAAAACAAUUUGCAGUACUGUUAAGGGCCCGUCAGUGGAAAUGGUUCCUUUGAAUGGUGGAGCAGCAGAAUCCGGUUCUGCAGCAGCACGUGAACCAUAA